GAACUUGGCGCCCACCUGUUGAUUAGCAAGCACUUGAGAUGGAGGUGCGUAAGCCACUAAAUCGCCCAGAAUAUCAGUCAGUUGUACCUAAUACUUGAUCCGGUCCAAACGUGCGGCGAAAAUUGAAGUUAUUGGAUUACCAGUAGCAGUCGAUUCUAGGAAGGUUACGCCGAAAAUGAACAGAACGCGGUUCAACUGAUAGUGGAUUACCUUUAGAUUAAUAGUUGGCAUAUUUCAAAUAAUACUAGUGCAUAUGCAUGCAAAUUAUCUGAGCCAAUUCAAGGGUUGUGAUUAACCUUAUCAGUCGUCUGCAUUCGAUAAGCGAAGCCAGAAGUUCCCCAGUCAUUUCCGUGUGUUCAAAUUGGAUAAUGGCGGCACAGAGUAAACUAGCCGAGGCCGCAUACAAAUGCAGCUGCCAGGAGUUCGUGCAUCCUUGGACCUCCAGCUGCGCCUGUGCGACGGCUGGGAUGCUAUUAUCCCUAAUCCCUGGCACAUUUAAGACCUAUAGUAUGGUCUACAUGUUGGCACUUUUAAUGCGCAGGCGCAUUCCAUCGCUCAAGGACCUUGGCAGGACUUUAGCCAGUACAUUGCAGUCGACGGCUUUCCUUUCGCUAAAUGGAAGCCUCUUUGUCCUCGCCAUUUGCCUGGUGCGCCAGUUUCUCGGUGGUUUCUACUUCGCUACCGCCGCAUGGUUGCCAGCACUUUUGGUGAGCUCCAUAUCGCUAGCAGUCGAGCGUCCGCAGCGCCGUGCUCCACUGGCAUUGUAUGUGGCCAAUGUGGGCAUCGAAACGCUAUGGAAAAUGUUAGAGGCCCGAGGACUGGUGCGAUCCAUUGCCAAAGGACAGGUGCUCAUCAUGGGUGCCAGUAUCACCGCUUUGAUGUAUCUAUAUCGUGCCGGAUUGCAUAGGACUGUUGCCAAAGAUGCGACUUUUAAGGGAUUGGGUCUGAUCAUAGGCAGGGAGGAGGAGGGUCCCCUAAAGCCCUCUACGGUGAUCAUCCCCCAGAGAUCUAACCUAGGAAGCCUAAAUUUUCGAUGUAUCACGUCGUACCUUAAGGUCUAUAAUCACCUGACUACCCUCAGACACCCUUGCUGUCCUCACCAGUUUGGCUGUGCGGUAUACGCCCUCCUUGGUGGAGUUAAACCAUUUCUGGGCGGUGUGGGUGUUCAAGUGGGUUUCAAGCUCCUGCUCAACAUUACGAGGAUACUCCAGCAAAAGAUGGAGUGGCGCAAGCAGAUCUUCAACAAGGGCUCCCUGCAGUUGGGCCUAGCGCUCGGCAUAUUUUCACUGCUUUUUAAGAUGUCUUCAUGUGGCUUGCGUCACUCUUUUGGAUAUGAUAACGCUCUCUUUGCCAUUCAAUCUGGAUUAAUAGGAUCAUUUGGCCUUCUACACUUUCCCAAUACCACGGUGUCUCUGUAUCUGAUGUUGAAGUCCUUGCAACUCUUGUACAACUGGGGUGUCGCCGAGGAAAAGGUACCCGAGGUGCCACAUUUCUCCAUGAUUAUGUAUGGAUUUUUCACCGCCGUACUCUGUCACUCAACGGUUCUGGAGGCAAAAUCCAUGCGGCCCAGUUACUUUAAGUUUAUCGAAAACAUUUCUGGAGGUCGUCUAAGCCGGUUCAAUAUGAAAUCCUUCGAGGCUUUUGGAGUUAAAAGUCAGGAUCAAGCUAAUUAUAUUAUCAAAAAACUUGGCAUUGUCAAGUCCUCAUCGAACCCUCUAUUUCCACUGAUUGUUUAG
This is a messenger RNA of Drosophila melanogaster (fruit fly), 1736 nucleotides long. RefSeq lists its product as uncharacterized. The transcript has 3 exons. The coding region runs from base 369 to 1736 and encodes 455 amino acids. NCBI's taxonomy places the organism in Eukaryota, Metazoa, Arthropoda, Insecta, Diptera, Drosophilidae. Gene Ontology annotation, cellular component: endomembrane system. The record is from RefSeq and is marked reviewed.